AUGAAGCUGAGGCGAGUAUUGGUGGAUACCGAAAGCACAACCGAUCUUAUAACAAUGGAAUGCCUCAGGCAAAUGAAGUUCGAAGAAAACCACUUGCAGCCCCUCGAUAAACCCUUGAUCGGGUUCAGAGGAAAUCAAGUCAUACCCCUGAGAACAAUCAUACUCCCUGUACGGGUGGGGGAGAGAGACAGGAGCAGAACAAUGCCCAUACGAUUUACGGUGGUGGACAUGACAUUCCCUUACAAUGCCAUUAUGGGACUCCCACUCAUCAACAAAAUCAAAGCCGCAAUCUUCCCUCAUCAACUUUUAUUGCAAUUUGAACAAGAUGACAGACAAGUGGGUAUUCUUAAGGGAGACCAGGUAAUAGCCUACCAAUGCCUCAUCAACACCUUGAAACGAGGAACUUCCGUCAUCCCCUCCAAAAGAGGAAGGGAAGAAAAGUCUCCAUCCGUCAUGAGUGUGUACAUGGACAACCCCAACCCACAUGAAAGGCCUCACCCUGUUGAACGAUAUGAGGAGGUAGAUGUGUUUGAGGGGAAAUCGAUCAAGUUAGGAAAAGACCUUCCAGAGACAGUAAAACAAAAUAUCUUGACUACCGUCGCUGAGUUCCGUGACAUCUUCACUUUUUCUACGGAAGAGAUGCCUGGCAUACUGCCAAGCGUUAUAUGUCACAAACUUAAUAUAAAACCAGCCUACAAACCCGUAAAACAGAAGCUGCGACAUCAAGGGAAUGAGAGAAUUGAGGCCGCCAAAGAAGAAGUGGAAAAAUUGCCGAAAGUGGGAUUCAUCCGGGAAUGCAAAUACUCUGAUUGGCUUUCCAACGUCAUCUUCGUCAAAAAGUCAAAUAGGAAAUGGAGGAUGUGCGUUGACUUCACGAACCUAAACAAGGCAUGCUCGAAAGACGAUUAUCCUCUUCCCAAAAUAGAUCGCUUGGUGGAUUCCACGGCAUGCCACGCCCUUUUGAGCUUCAUGAACACUAACGCGGGUUACCAUCAAAUCACUUUAGCCAUAGAAGACCAGCCUCACACAGCAUUCAUUACAAAUGCCGGGGUAUACUGCUACAAGGUCAUGCCCUUUGGGUUAAAAAAUGCCGGAGCUACGUAUUAG
Amaranthus tricolor (Joseph's coat) is the source of this 1107-nucleotide messenger RNA. RefSeq lists its product as uncharacterized. The coding region runs from base 1 to 1107 and encodes 368 amino acids. The record is from RefSeq and is a predicted model, not a curated record. The transcript has a single exon. Lineage: Eukaryota; Viridiplantae; Streptophyta; Magnoliopsida; Caryophyllales; Amaranthaceae.